AUGUGGGCGAUACUGGCUAUGCUCCGGCCAGCGUUAGCGUUACCCUUCCUCCUGCUCCUCCUCCCCGCCGCGGCUGGUGGGCUGUCCGGCGGCCGGACGCUGGUCUUCAUCCUGGCCGGGCAGUCCAACAUGAGCGGCCGCGGCGGCGCCACCAACGGCACCUGGGACGGCAUUGUUCCGCCGGAGUGCGCGCCCUCGGAGCGCAUCCUCCGCCUCUCCCCCGCGCUUCGCUGGGAGGAAGCGCGCGAGCCGCUGCACGCCGGCAUCGACGUGGGCAACGUUGUCGGCAUCGGGCCCGGCAUGCCCUUCGCGCACGCCGUGCUCGCCGGCAGCGAGGGCGCGGAGUCCGUCGUCGGGCUCGUGCCGUGCGCGCAGGGCGGCACGCCCAUCGCCAACUGGUCCCGGGGAACGGAGCUGUACGAGCGGAUGGUGACGCGCGCCAGGGCGGCCGUGGCCGAGUGCAGCGGACGCGGUGAGCUGGUCGGGAUUGCGACUGCGCAGUACAACGGAAAGUUCCUCGACCUCGUGAGGGAAGCUCAAAAGGCAGUCACGCUCCCAAAUGUCAAGUACGUAGAUGCCAUGGGGCUGCCCAUUGCGAGCGAUCACACGCAUCUUACAACAGAGGCUCAAAUCCAGCUCGGCAACAAGCUAGCCAAGUCAUACUUAGAAACGCUGUAA
Messenger RNA from Miscanthus lutarioriparius, 678 nucleotides. Lineage: Eukaryota; Viridiplantae; Streptophyta; Magnoliopsida; Poales; Poaceae. The record is from the annotation of a GenBank genome assembly.